Molecule: messenger RNA, 1543 nt
Organism: Lactuca saligna
Lineage: Eukaryota; Viridiplantae; Streptophyta; Magnoliopsida; Asterales; Asteraceae
Source: the annotation of a GenBank genome assembly
CGAAUCCUAUUACCAUUGGGUCGGUACUCUUAAACAUAUUCAUAUGCGCCAACUCCCCAUGCAUGGAUAUAUAGAUUGAAAGUGAGGAAAAUUAGAAAAGAAGGGAAACCCAUUUGGAUACCAUCGUUCACUUUCAUGAUUAUGAUGAUUGUUUAGGAAGUUUUGUAUUCGUUUAUCACUCUGAUAUGUUAACGGAUCAUAGUACUCUAAAUCUUUUCUUUAAAUUUCUUUUCUCAAAAUUGUUUUUGUUUCUGCAGGAAGGGUAUCCAAUAAUUGGCUUGACUUUGAGAAUAUCUGAGUCUCUAAUCAAGAAAAUAGAAUUGAAUUUGGCGCAGGAAAAUCAACAUAAUAAUCAUCAACACGUCUUAUCACAACCACAACCUCUACAGAAGCUGAAGGCUUCUAAUAUUCCGGCCUUGUUAUUGAGAAUUGGCUCUUGGAAGUGGAAAUCAAAAAACCCAGGAGAUUUGGUAGUCAAAUUCUACUACAGAAAGAAGAAAAUCGUGUGGGAAUUUCUUUUUGGAUCAAUGAAGAAGAAGAUCGAGAUACGAUGGACCCAAGUAUCUGCCAUCAACGCGUACCUAGAUGAAGACAAAAACGAAUGUCUAGAAAUCGAGUUAAGGGAUCGACCAGAAUACUAUCAAGAAUGUAAGUUCCAGCGACUAACGCAUACCCAAUGGGAGAAAACCGAUGAUUUUACCUUUGGUGAAGCUCAAAAGUGCAAGAUCACUCCUCGACCACGAGCCUUUCAAGAUGCUUUUACAACAUGACAACAGCCUAUUUAACUUAAGCGAAUCACAACCUUUCCUAACUCACAACUCUCAGUUCUUCAACCCAAACAUGGAGUUUCCAUAUAACGGAAUGGUCUAUGGAUGUCCUGAUACUGUUCCUCUCUCAAGUUACGAUCAUCAGGGAAUCGUCGUACCUUUUGUCCAGAGUCUUGUGCUACCAAUCAGUUCUUUUGUUGGACAUUCUGGCUCCAACUUAACAGUGUCAACAGAUGCGACGUUUCCAAAUACAAGGGAUGUUUCUUACGUGAAUGAAGGAGGUAAUGGUGUCUGGGAACAAACUGGAAACAAUCAAAUUCAAGAUAUACCCAUUUGGGAGCAAGAUGAUUAUGAUCCAUACAAAGAGUUGCAAUCAAUAAUAUCCGAUGAACAAUUGGAAUUGCACAAUGUGAACAACCACAACCUUGCUGAAGUUACCACCGAACUUAACUGCUUAAACGUUGAUUCAGUGUCCAAACCCUUCGAACAAAAUCAACAGAAUCAUUUCAAUCCUUUUGAAGCUAGAAUGGAUGGCGCAAGUACUAGCGGUGGUGUGAUGAAUGAGCGCAUGGCAUGUAUAGAUGAUGAUGAGGACGUUUGGGAUUUCACCUUGCCAGAGUUCAAUGAUGACUUCGCGAUCCAGGAAUCAUGUAAUGGGUCAUCUUUUCCAUAUAAUAUGCAUGGUUACAACAAUGAUGGUAAUGAUGAUCCAUCAAUAUUCUAGGAGAUAUGGUCAAGAGCAAGAUAUCUGUGCUUCCAACGAUGGAAGACUAUAA